Cavenderia fasciculata is the source of this 156-nucleotide messenger RNA. RefSeq lists its product as uncharacterized. The coding region runs from base 1 to 156 and encodes 51 amino acids. The record is from RefSeq and is a predicted model, not a curated record. The transcript is spliced from 2 exons. Lineage: Eukaryota; Evosea; Eumycetozoa; Acytosteliales; Cavenderiaceae.
AUGAGUUUUCAUUAUAAUAAAGUAAUUAAAAUUCAAAGUGAAGUGGAAGUUGGUAUUAAAUACUUUUACCAUGUGCAAAGAUGGACUCGAAGUGCUAUCGUUUGCGUACCUCUCGAAGUGGUUGCAAAGAUCUUUGCUGCGCCAACCCAAUUUUGA